AUGGAGGAUAUCCGUGAUCAGGAACCGGAGCAGGAGAUGCCGAACUUCCCAACUGUCCUCGCAACCCUGCAUCGUCUUCUGCGCUCUCCAAGUCCAGAACUGGACCGCAGAAGCUGCCAUGAGUUGCAGUCCAGCCGGGGUUCUGAUCGCACUGGGUCUGGUACCGCAACACCCCUCACAUCCACCUCUCAACCAAAUCUACUACUGUCCACUCCCCACGAACCUAUCACCAAGCCUGGAAAAGUCUACUCUCGUGCCUCCAGCCCUUCCUUACCCUUCGAACCCAGCACGCCUAGCUUCACCACCUCGGCUUCCGCUUCCGCUUCCACUUCCCAACCCUCUCUCCACCAGCGCAGCAGCAGCAUGCCAACCACCCAGCAGCACCCGCUCCGCACCUCCAUCUCCACCUCUCAGCUCCUAACCUCUCCUCCCUCUCAACAAUCGCAAACCCCACAAUCCUCCUCCUCCUCCUCCUCCUUCCGCAAUCCAAGAAGCCAAAAAAAAACCACUUCAGCCAAGAACCAGAACAAGAACAAGAAUAAGAACAAGAAGACCACCCCCCAAAAAGCGGAUUUCGAACUCACCCCUCUCAGUGGUCUGAUCGCACAAUCGUAUUCGGAUAUUCGUAUCUUGAAAAGUAUGAUGAAUGGGGGCGUGGAGCUAGAUCAGCAGCAGCAGACCCGCGAGAAGAAGAUUGAUUUUGAGAAGAUGGAGCAGAAUCUUAGGAGUUUUGAGGAACUCUACAACCAAUUCCUGCAUCAUCAUCACGGCAACGACGACAAGCUCACAGAAGUCCACCUCGUCGCCAUGGUCUGCAAACGCUCUGAUGUUACCCGCGCAGCCUUGAAGACUAGUGCUAGCGUGCCGCUCUUGACGACGAAUACGGCUAUGGGUGCGAAUGCAACAAGGGAAGUAGAGCAGAAGUUUGAUUGUGGAUUGUAG
This is a messenger RNA of Amorphotheca resinae ATCC 22711, 942 nucleotides long. RefSeq lists its product as hypothetical. The transcript is spliced from 4 exons. The record is from RefSeq and is a predicted model, not a curated record. Bases 1 to 942 code for a protein of 313 amino acids. Lineage: Eukaryota; Fungi; Ascomycota; Leotiomycetes; Helotiales; Amorphothecaceae.